UACACAUCGUCUCAUUUCUCAUAGUCAUUACCAUAUUAUCAUCAGGAGAGCGUCCGUAUUGCCUUCUCCAGGGGAGACUCGAACAUUUUCGUUUACAACUAUUUUUAGACAUUCAUUCUUGUAUUCUACAGUCUCUGUACCUUGUCAUCUUGUGAAUAUUCUCUCAUUAUGCUUUCUCCUUCUUCGUCUACCGUCCCAGCCUUUGGUCUCCACAAACUCCCUCACUUGGUCUCGGAUAAAGUGGUGAAGUCAAUGGUCCCAAUGGAACUAUUUACCUACUCCAUGGUAGCCGAAGAAACAAAGGCUCUCGUGAAACGGCUCUUCAAAAAAGUUUCAUUUCAAGUGAGCAUCUUUGUUCAAGAGCAAGACUAUUCAGUGUCUUUUGGACAAAUCGGAGGAGCUAUAUCCAAUCUUGGAUGUGAAGUUUUGAGCCAAGAAAGUGAGCAAGUUAAUGGAACACAAAUAUGGAAAAUGGACGAGAAUACUGAAGUACAAAUGGAACAUUACUACGAUGGUCAGAUUUGUAGAAGCUAUUGGAAGAUGAAGAAGGAAACUGAAGCGAUCUUAAAAGUUCUAGACUAUCUCCGAUCAGUGUUCAAUGUGAAAGAAGUUUCAGUCAGCUUUUCUAUUGAUGAGAAAUAUGAUGCUGUGGAGUUCUUGAAGUCGGUUAAAAAUCGAGGAGUUCAACUCAAAAAUGUGAAUAUUACUGGCUUUGAAGUAACGUUGGAAGCGGAGGCUUAUAAAAAUCUCCUUAAUGAAUGUACAGAAACAUCUGAACUCAACGUUGCCCCUCACGUAAACUGGGGAUUUGAGUAUCCUGUUUCAAACUUUUCCAACUUUUGCCAAAAGUUUUUGACAAUUGAGCAUGCUCAUUGGGUGACUGUUCAUCAUUUGAAAUCUUUGAGAAACUGUGCGUCUGUAACUCUUAACAAUUCAAAGUUGACAAAUCAGAACUUGAAUUGGUUUCUUCGAGAAUGGAUGGAAAUGAGCGGAGCUUCGUUGCGAAACGUGGAUUUGGAAGUUAAACAACUCGAUUUACCACGGAUUAUUAAUGGAUUGAAAUGGACAAUAAAGGAAGGAAUUAUCUCGGGAUUCGGAGGAUUCCAAAAACUACCACCAGGAGAUUGUUUUGAGAUUCAACGAAUUGACGGAGUCAAAGCGACAAUUUCUCGAAUCGGAGAACGUUUUCUGAUGACCAGAGAUUGAUUAUUAAUAAUAAUAAUAAUUCCCAAUGUGGUUUUCUAAUAAAUUGCCUAAUUGUUCUAAUAAUAUACUGAAAUGAAAGUUUUUUUU
This is a messenger RNA of Caenorhabditis elegans, 1293 nucleotides long. RefSeq names its product Skn-1 dependent zygotic transcript 15 protein (gene sdz-15). NCBI's taxonomy places the organism in Eukaryota, Metazoa, Nematoda, Chromadorea, Rhabditida, Rhabditidae. The record is from RefSeq and is marked reviewed. Bases 169 to 1206 code for a protein of 345 amino acids. The transcript is spliced from 3 exons.